CAUACUGCUGUCUGCACUCUCCGUAUAAACAAUUAAACACUCAAAGCGCUCAAAGCCAUCAUGCUUUUGUCAACAUGUCAAAGUCGACGAGCCCGUAAAAGAGUGCAUGAGAAUCAACUGACACACGAAAGAUAAGAUUUGCUGAACAGAUUUGUCAAAUGGAAUGACAAAUGACAAAACUGCCGUAGCACCAUUAAUAUGAGAACUCGCAACUUGUUUUGUUGUAAAACUUGUUCCAUAGAGUAGAUGCGAGAUACUUGGAAGUUUAUCGUCGUAGAUUGAUGUGAUACGUUUUUCGUGAUUUCAAACCAGCAACUCAACAUGCUACCUGAAAAAAUAGAAAUAUCUGUGAUACCUCAGGAUUUAAGACAUGAGGAAACAAUUGUACAAAUUGCGGAAACUCUGGAUGACUUGAAUUUUGCGGUGAACCACAUAUUUGAUUCUUUGAACAAAAAAAUUGCAGAAAACACUAAAAGGCUUGAGGAUAUACAUAAUCGAGCUGCAAAGGCUCAAGGAAAGCUAAAUUAUCUUCAGACAAAUUUAAACAUGAAAGCUGUAAAACUGUACUCGGCAGCAAAAUAUCCAGCAGCUCACACUUACCGUGAGUACGAACUAGCUAUAAAACCCAAGAUGAGAAGAGAAAUCAAGCCCUAUGAAAUUUACAAGAGUCCAGUUCCAAUCUCUGACAAAUUAGAAACUCCAUUAACCAUGAGUAGCAAAGUAGAAAAUGGACAGUAUGCCAGCAGUGCUAACAUGCAAGAAAAAUUGCAGUUUUAUUAUGUCAAGUCAACUAGCUCAACAAAUGAUCAUGAAACUGAGAAAGAUCAAGCCAGGCUUAAUGUUUCAUCUGUUAGUGCUCUAUUGCUGUGUAAUAAAAAAGAUUAUCGGAGUCGUGUUAAGAUACAAUCUACUGAAAACGAUAAUAAAAGCAAAAUUGAAGAUGCACCAGAUUCCAUCUUACAACCUUGGCAUUCUUCUGAAAUGGAAUCUCCAUCAAAUUACAUGUAUGCUCCAACUUUAGGAGAGGUGCCGCUAAUCGACGUUCCUCUGUCUUUACCCGAUUUGCCAGGAAUCGUGGAUGACGAGCGCUUUGUUCUCGAUCUAAACUUUCAGAGUCCCAUAGCACCAUCCUCUGCAGUUGCCACACCGACCACUCGUAAGGAUCCACCAACAUUAGGAUCAACAGAAGAGCAAGACUCGUUUAGAAAACUACAAACUACUGGUACUACAGUUCCAAAAGCUUCAACAUCGAUAGAGCCAUCCCCAAAACCUGUUGUACUCACGCCACCAGUUCCUGUUCAGUCGAAAGUAGAGGCUCCAGCACCAAAAGAGUCAACUCUGGAUGCGCCCAGUCGACUGGAUGCACCUCCACCACCUCCACCACCACCACCACCUCCUCCUAGUUCACCACCUGAGUCAGAGGAACUAAUAAAACAAAACAAAGAAGCUUUGAUAAAGCCAGCCUCCGCGAAGAUUCCAAUUCCGGGCGAUAGAAACAAUCUUAUGGCUGCGAUCCGAGAUGCUGGAGGUGUUGGCAAAGCCAAGCUACGACACGCCACCCCGGUUGAUAAGGCCAACGAUCGGUGGUCAUCAGCUUCCGUAGGCAAUGAUCUCAUGGCCGAUUUACAUGCCACUCUGGCUUUACGACGAAGGGGAAUCGCUGGAUUAGCGACAAAUCCUCUAGUGAGGCUCUCGAGCAUGAUACCACCACCACCAAAACCUAGUGACUCGUCUGAUCGCAACUCUGCGACUAGCGAGUCCCAGGACGACGAUGGCUGGGAAGAGUGAAACAGAGUUUUUGAUCAUGGACUAAUAACGAAAGGGCGGUUGUUU
This is a messenger RNA of Copidosoma floridanum, 1833 nucleotides long. Its product is annotated as WASH complex subunit 1. Lineage: Eukaryota; Metazoa; Arthropoda; Insecta; Hymenoptera; Encyrtidae. The record is from RefSeq and is a predicted model, not a curated record. Gene Ontology annotation, molecular function: alpha-tubulin binding; actin binding; gamma-tubulin binding. Gene Ontology annotation, cellular component: early endosome; WASH complex; recycling endosome. Gene Ontology annotation, biological process: retrograde transport, endosome to Golgi; Arp2/3 complex-mediated actin nucleation; exocytosis.